CCUGCCUAUUUAUUCCCAUCUCGGGGCUCGACAGCACCAUCUCACCCGGAUUCCUGGACUGGAAAGCAGAGUGGAUAGGAUUGAGGAAGCAGAGCAUUACACUAGAGCGAAGGAGACAAUGGAGCAAGGCAAGGCCGCGCUCGGGUGGGCCGCGAGAGACGCCUCCGGCCACCUCUCCCCGUACAACUUCUCAAGAAGAGUUCAGAAGGACGACGAUGUGACGAUCAAGGUGCUCUUCUGUGGGAUCUGCCACACGGACCUCCACAUCAUCAAGAACGAGUGGGGCAACGCCCUGUACCCCAUCGUUCCCGGGCAUGAGGUCGUCGGCGUCGUGACCGACGUCGGCCCCGGCGUGAAGAACUUCAAGGCGGGCGAGACGGUGGGCGUGGGCUACUUUCUCGACUCGUGCCGCACCUGCGACAGCUGCAGCAAAGGGCACGAGAACUACUGCCCCACGCUGGUGCUCACCUCCAACGGCGUGGACUACGACGGCGCGACCACGCAGGGCGGGUUCUCCGACGUGGUCGUCGUCAACCAGGACUACGUCGUGCGCGUCCCGGACACGCUGCCCCCGGACGGCGCCGCGCCGCUGCUCUGCGCCGGCGUCACGGUGUACAGCCCCAUGAUGCAGUACGGCCUCAACGCGCCCGGGAAGCACCUCGGCGUCGUGGGCCUCGGCGGGCUCGGCCACAUGGCCGUCAAGUUCGGCAAGGCGUUCGGGAUGAAAGUCACCGUGAUCAGCUCGUCGCUGAGGAAGCGCGAGGAGGCGCUGGACCGCCUGGGCGCCGACGACUUCUUGGUCAGCAGCGACGCGGAGCAGAUGAAGGCCGCGGCGGGCGCCAUGGACGGCAUCAUCGACACGGUGUCGGCGGGGCACCCGAUCGUGCCGCUGCUGGAGCUGCUGAGGCCCAUGGGGCAGAUGGUGGUGUGCGGGGCGCCGAGCGAGCCGCUGCAGCUGCCGGCGUACGCCGUCAUCACGGGCGGGAAGCGCAUCGCCGGGAACGGCGUGGGCAGCGUCCGCGACUGCCAGGCCAUGCUGGACUUCGCCGGGGAGCACGGCAUCACUGCUGACGUCGAGGUCGUCAAGAUGGACUAUGUUAACACGGCGGUCGAACGGCUCGAGAGGAACGAUGUGAGGUACCGCUUCGUCAUCGAUGUCGCCGGCAGCCUGCAGCAGGGCGGCGCCGCUUAAUUAGUGAAUGCGGAAAGUUAUCGGCUUUCAUAUUGCCACGUGAAAAUCAUGAGUGUGUGUCGGUGUGUGCAAUUCCACGUGAAAUAAAGUAUGCUUCUUUUUCCUCGCC
Messenger RNA from Brachypodium distachyon (stiff brome), 1301 nucleotides. RefSeq names its product probable cinnamyl alcohol dehydrogenase 8D. Gene Ontology annotation, biological process: lignin biosynthetic process. The transcript has 3 exons. The coding region runs from base 119 to 1192 and encodes 357 amino acids. NCBI's taxonomy places the organism in Eukaryota, Viridiplantae, Streptophyta, Magnoliopsida, Poales, Poaceae. Gene Ontology annotation, molecular function: cinnamyl-alcohol dehydrogenase activity; zinc ion binding. The record is from RefSeq and is a predicted model, not a curated record.